UCUUUUAAAGCAACGCGAAAUUUUUCUGUUUCUGAUUGGAGCAAAAACUUUGAAGUGAUUUUUCAGGAUGAAGAAGCUCUGGACUGGGGAGGUCCACGCAGAGAGUGGUUUGAGCUCAUCUGUAAGGCGUUAUUUGAUACCACCAGUCAACUCUUUACCCGCUUUAGUGAUAACAACCAGGCCUUGGUGCAUCCAAAUCCAGGGCGUCCCACAUACUUAAGACUCAAAGUGUAUGAAUUUGCAGGCCGCUUAGUAGGAAAGUGUCUUUAUGAAUCAUCUCUGGGAGAUGCUUACAAACAGCUGGUUCGAGCUCGCUUCACCCGAUCCUUCCUGGCUCAGAUCAUAGGACUUCGUAUGCAUUACAAGUAUUUUGAAACGGAUGACCCAGAAUUCUAUAAGUCCAAAGUUUGUUUCAUACUGAACAAUGAUGUGAGUGAGAUGGAUCUGGUCUUUGCUGAAGAGAAGUAUAGCAAAACAGGACAGCUGGAGAAGGUGGUGGAACUGGUGACAGGAGGGGCUCAAGUACCAGUCACCAAUGAAAACAAGAUCUUGUAUCUAAACCUGCUUGCACAAUACAGGCUGGCCAGUCAGGUUAGAGAGGAGGUGGAUCACUUCCUGAAAGGUCUUAAUGAGUUAGUUCCUGAGAACCUCCUGGCUAUUUUUGAUGAGAAUGAGCUUGAGUUGUUGAUGUGUGGAACUGGAGAUAUCAGUGUCUGCGACUUCAAGAUACAUGCUGUAGUGGUAGGAGGAUCUUGGCACUUCCGUAUGAAGGUCAUGGGGUGGUUUUGGACUGUGGUCUCCAGUUUCACGCAGGAAGAGCUGGCCAGGCUCUUGCAGUUCACAACUGGUUCCUCCCAGCUGCCCCCAGGAGGGUUUGCUGCACUCCAUCCAUCUUUCCAGAUCAUUGCAGCUCCGACUCACAAUACUUUGCCGACAGCCCACACUUGUUUCAACCAGCUGUGCCUCCCUACUUACGACUCCUAUGAAGAAAUGCACAAGAUGCUGCAGCUAGCUAUCAGCGAGGGUUGUGAAGGCUUUGGCAUGCUGUGAUUUCCCCUCUCCAGGAGACCACUUAGCCUCCUGGCUCUUCAUGGCAAGACCCAGGUUCAGUCCUCUGCUUGUUCUCCUUCCCUUCAUAUGGGCAGUGGAGGCAGAAUAAAGACUCUGUGUAAAGGAAUUUGUCACCUAGACGAUGUCACGUGGCCUUUCUGUAUCCCAAAUAUGUCAUCAAGAGCUCAUCUUUUCCCUUUCCCUCAUUCUCACUUUGAUUCAGUGUGAAACAGCAAAAGGACUGUGGUGCAUUCAUCAAGGUGAUAUUGCACUUGAUUUCCCUGCACCCCAUACACUCAUCCUUCCGUAAGAAGAUGAAGUUCGUAAGCAGAAGUUACAGCAAGGUGCAGGAGAUCUGCUGAGCUGCCUCUAUCGUAGCUCUGGGAGGAAGAGGGAAGAACAGUGUGGAAAACCUGGCUCACAGGAAGCCUUAGUAACUUUCCGUGUCUUGGCUCAACUGCCCCUGUGAUGCUCCCCAAUAGUUCAC
This is a messenger RNA of Eurypyga helias (sunbittern), 1537 nucleotides long. Its product is annotated as apoptosis-resistant E3 ubiquitin protein ligase 1. Gene Ontology annotation, biological process: protein polyubiquitination; positive regulation of protein catabolic process; negative regulation of apoptotic process. Lineage: Eukaryota; Metazoa; Chordata; Aves; Eurypygiformes; Eurypygidae. The annotation marks the transcript as partial. Gene Ontology annotation, molecular function: ubiquitin-protein transferase activity. The transcript is spliced from 9 exons. The record is from RefSeq and is a predicted model, not a curated record.